AUGAUGGUCCCCGAAGGAGAUGAAGAGGACGAUUUCAUCGUGCCGACCACGGCGGCGGCGGCGGCAGAGGCGGCGGGCUCCUCGUCCGACGCGCAGGGGGACGCGUCCACGCGUGGAUGGGGGAGCUAUCUAGGCGGACUCGUGUUCGCUCGUGCCAAGGAGCCUGCGCCUGCGUCGGAGCCUGAGCCAACUCUACCGUCAGGGUUUUCGGCCACUCUCAAUGCGGAGGAGGAGAAAAUAUAUCCAGCAGAGGCAAAGAUCAGGGUGCUCGUUGCAGAGGGAAGCCUUCUGGGGCGCAAUCGACGUCAAGCGGCUGAGUUACACCAGGCCUUGCAGCAGGUGGUUGGGGCUGCGGCUAUCUAUAACCACCUUCUGGUCAAGCACGGCGGCUUGGGAACGAAACCAAAGGAAUGCAAGACUAGCAACGAUACCGGCGCCGCGGCCGCCGUUGCCGGCACCGAAAAGAACGACAAUCGGAUGGUCUGUGGUUGCGGUGGAGGGAGCGGCAGCUGCAAGGCGAUAUCGUCGUUGCUCAAGAGCGAGAUGGACAAGGUCGUCGCUGCCGCGGAGAAGGAGCGUAAGGGCGAGAUGCUCAAGAAGUUCAAGCAGGUGGAGCGGCGCAGCGGCGGCCUGUGCAACCCGGACCUCCUCGAGAACAUCGUUCGAUCCACCGGGGGGGAAGGUUCGGGAGAAUCGAGUCCCUCCGCUUCGAAAACGUCGAAUCCCCCGCCGCCGUCGCCGUUGCCCCCUCGCAGUCCGGAUCACAAAGGACAAGACGCGGCGAUCCGAGCGUUGAAUAGCCUCGUCGUUGUUGAUGUCGAGAAAGACGAGCGCGGCGGCAUCGCGGGUGUCGGCGGUAGCGGUGGCGCAGUAAGCAGCGGCGCUCAGGACGUCCCCUGGGCGGAGGACAUGCUGUGCCGCUCGGUCCGGAAGCGACACGCUGCGGUGCUGAAGACCAGGGGCAGGGCUCUGGCGAAGGGCCUGGCGAGGAUGCUCAAGGGGGUUUCCAACGACCUUAAAGGCGUUGCCUCGAGGCUUCCGCCCUGGGAAGAAUGCGAAGACGACGACGAAGACAAGCCGACUCCCCAGGAGGAAGGGGCCGAGCUCGACAGGAUCAGGUCGCGGGGAAACAUAUUCUCGGCGCCCACCCACGAGAGGAUCCACUCGCGGGGCGAGGUUUGUGUGCCCCUUACCCACGACAGGAGCCUCUCGCAAGGCAGCUACGUGUCGGCGGCGACGUCCGAAGACGGGAACGAACGGCUGUCGCUGUCGUCUGACACCGCGCCCACCGCCGCAAGUAUUAGCUCGAACGGUAGCGCGGCGAUUAGAUCCCCGGUGGCGGCAAUGGCGGCGGCGGUGGCGGCGGUAGUAAGCCCUGGCUCUGAUGCGGUUCCGGCGGCGGUGCCCGGCGGCGGCGCAACUAGCAGCAGCGGUGGGGCGGGCGGGGGCGCCGCGAAUUGCGUCAGGAGCCGCCGCCAGGACUGGAAGCUGAGCGCCCAGGAGCUGUCCCUCAUCAAGAAGGAGGAGGAAAGGGUCAUGAAGCCGGACGUGUUGACAACGCUACUUGCCAAGGGGGCGAGCCUUGGAUGUCUCCAGCAAGCCGACUUCUGGGACGUAUUUGCAAGGCUUGAGGUUGCCACACGAACCGAGGCGCUGCUCAACAUCGCCAUCAGAGGGGGAAGGGGCUGCGCGGCAAGGUCCGGGCGGAUGGGGCGCGAGCUGUGCAUCAACCUGACGUCCGUGGUUCUCGAGGCUCUAAACGCCGUCGAGGGGUCGGACUUUGGUCUAGAGGCCGGGAUGGACAACGGGGGCGCGGCGCGCGCGAGGUCGGGGUCGGUCGGGAUGCUGGCGGUAAGGCGCGUGGUGAAGGGAGAGAGCGUGGCAGGGAAGUCGAGGGUGUUCUACAAGGAAGACCCCGGUUUGAAGGACUUGGACCGGCGUGAGGAGGAGUUCCGAAAGGCGAUCUACGUUAACCGCAGAGCCCUGGCAACCAGGCUCAUGCGCUUGACCCGCGACGCGCCGCUCUGCUCUCGAGUCCUGGGGACGUUUGUUGACGACACCCAAAGGGCCCGCACGCCCACCAAGGCUAGCAAACCCCAAAGCAGUCCCCGGAGCACCGGGGUGAGGACACCCCAGGGGGGGGCGGCUCCGCAGAAUGAAUCAUCGCGGUUUGCGACCUCGCCAGGAAAGACUGCGGAAGAGGUGGACACGGCCGUGUGGAAAUCUUCGUCAGUCGGAGAGAGCGGGGCAGGGAGAGGCGGUGGCGCCCCGGGCGCUGCGGCGGCUGCCGUCGAUCUUCUCACUGGCGACGACGUCACCGUCGGCGGAGAGGGGUCAAGCUGCGCCGCCGACCGGGGCUCUACCGAGUCGCACCCUUCCUCUUCGGGUUCGGUGACCAGCACCAACACGGAGCCGCUCUCGGAGGGGACGGAAGACAGCGACAACGCGCCGGCCUCGACGUCACCUGCACGGCAACAGCGAAAGCAGCAGCAGGAGGGGCCGCACGAGAAGAAGGUGGCGGUGGACCAAGCUACCGUGGAGGAAAUUCUACAGCACAGGGCGGAACCACCACCAGACCCAACAACAACAAAAACACCCACACGGCCGGUGCAACUUUCAAGUGGGAACAGGGGGCGAGUCUGUGGACCUCUUCUUCUUGCUACUCCUCUUCUGUGUGUUGGAGAGAGAGAGUGUGAGAGAGACCCGGGGCGCGCGAAAUCGCUGGCCUUGAAAGAGCUGGCGACAAACCAGGAGGUGAGAAAGAAGGGCGUCGUUAGGCUCGUCCAAGACGCCGCACGGUUCUGCGAUGAUGAACGUCGUCACACGCUUCUGGUGGGCCGUUGCGCUACAGCUGUGCUUGGCGAUGUGUUUUAGCGGCGUGUCGUCGACCCCAAGCUUCCCGGGCUGCGACCUCAUGAAGCCGGAGGAUGCUUUG
This is a messenger RNA of Ectocarpus siliculosus, 2935 nucleotides long. The record is from the annotation of a GenBank genome assembly. NCBI's taxonomy places the organism in Eukaryota, Phaeophyceae, Ectocarpales, Ectocarpaceae.